Molecule: messenger RNA, 1794 nt
Organism: Pomacea canaliculata
Lineage: Eukaryota; Metazoa; Mollusca; Gastropoda; Architaenioglossa; Ampullariidae
Product: CD109 antigen-like
Exons: 15
Coding region: 1-1794 (597 amino acids)
Molecular function (GO): endopeptidase inhibitor activity
Source: RefSeq, a predicted model, not a curated record
AUGGCGACUCGGCGGAAGUGUUUGUCACGCUUCGCAAAUAAUGAGAGUCUGGCUGUGGUGGCUUCAGCCUCAUCACAGCGUGUCUACGGAGGCAAGCCGCAAGUCAUAAAUCUGAUGAUUCCAAGAAACUUGAAUGUUGUGGGAGGUGAAAGACCAUCUGGCUACGAAGUUCGAGUGAAGGCGAUUGGUGAUGUCAAUUUUGACCAAUCUGCUCCAGUGACUUUGGAAGACAAAAGCUUUUCUAUCUUUAUACAGACAGACAAAGCGAUCUACAAACCUGGGCAAACAGUCAUGAUGAGAAUAUUGGCCAUGAACUCUGACCUAUCAGUACUGAAGGCGCCCAUGGAUGUAUUCAUUAAGGAUCCAGAGGACAACAUCGUUCGCCAGUGGAAACAAGUGGAGGCGGAUGGCACGAGUGUGGUCCAGCUCGACAUGGUCACCUCCACCUCCCCCCGUCUGGGAAAUUGGACCGUGGUUGUCAAAAUGCUGGGGCUUAACGAAACACAGUCCUUCUUGAUUGAUAAGUACGUCUUGCCCAAGUUUGAAGCAAGCCUGCGUGUUCCGAAAAAAGUCCUUACCACUGGCGGCAUAAGCGGGACUGCUAGCGCCAAGUACACUUUCGGCAAACCACUAACAGAGGCUCGAGUAAGUGUCGCAGUGAGACUUCAAACCACAGCAAAUAGUCCAAACAUAACAUCUACUGGCAAGCUUGAUGCUGCAGGUGAGUUCACCUUUUCAUUCACAAACGCUCAGCUCUUGGCCCUGUCCACCCAGACAUUCUUUAUGAGAUCUCUGGAGGACAAACAGGCAGAAGUGGUCGCUAUAGUAACGGACGAUUCAACUGAACAUCGCGUGAAUACAACAGCGACUGUAGCAUUUGAGAAAUUUGAGGCAAAUGUGGAAUUUCUUCCGAUCACAACCAACAGCUUUAAACCCGGGCUUCCUUACACAGUUUACCUGAGUGUGACCAAAUACGAUGGUACCUUCUUUCCGACGACAGAAUCUGCAAAAGUAACUUUCGACUUUACUACCGCACAAGGUAGAAAUAUUACUAUUCGAACUCAGAAUCUUCAAGCCAACGGACUUCUUCGCGUGGACCAAACAUUUCCCAAGGAUGCUGAUAGGAUUACUAUCCAGGCACAAAUGAAAAAUUACAUCGCAAUAAAGUCGCUAGACAAGGCCUAUUCACCAAGCAACAACUUCCUCAAAGUUGUAAUGAGCUCGGAACGACCAAAGGUGUACUCGAAAGGAAUAAUGGUCAGUGAAUUUACAGCGGAUUCAAGCCAUGAACAAGGCGAGGAAACAUUUCCAGUCUCAUUUUUGGUCGAAGACGUCAUGGUUCCCAAUGCCCGUCUUCUGGUUUUUUACUUCAGACCUGACAAGGAAGUCGUGGUUGACAGCAUAUCAUUCAAAGUAGAGGGAUCCUCAGAAAAUCCUGACACAGACGUUCAUAUGUUGACAGAUGGCACAAUAAGCGAUAAACUAGCUAUUCGCACAUCAACAGUUCAUACAUCAACAAUUCGUACAUCAACAGUUCGUACAUCAACAACUCGUGCACCAGUAACUCCUGCUGGUUUUUUAAAUAGAUGGUCCAGUACUUGGAUUCCUUCCCUCGUUGUUUCUCCCCUCAUACCCUGGUUACAACCCAGCCGUAACUAUGAUGCCCGAGGUGGAGGCAUGUUAGCCGCCAGUAAUAUCGAUGGUUUUGUAGGUGGAAGGUCAAGAGGCAUGUUUGCCGUCAGCAGUAGCAAGGGUUUUGUAGGUCGAAGGUGGAAGUCCCACAGAAUUUAUUGA